Molecule: messenger RNA, 2991 nt
Organism: Ixodes scapularis (black-legged tick)
Lineage: Eukaryota; Metazoa; Arthropoda; Arachnida; Ixodida; Ixodidae
Gene: Naa35
Product: N-alpha-acetyltransferase 35, NatC auxiliary subunit
Exons: 4
Coding region: 37-2223 (728 amino acids)
Biological process (GO): N-terminal peptidyl-methionine acetylation
Cellular component (GO): NatC complex
Source: RefSeq, a predicted model, not a curated record
UCACAGGCGGCGCCACAGACGUGCGUGGAGUCAAACAUGGCGGGCGAAGGUAAUCCGUUUCUGGAUCCUGCGGGAGAAAACCCAAUCAGCUGCAAAAAUGAGGCGCCAACGGUAACCUACAACUGGAAGAACGUCACGCUCGACUUCCAAGAAGCCACCCGAGAACUCCAGCUGGGCGAGCUGCUACACGACGAAAUGUUCACCCUGUUCGAAGCGAUGUCGGCUAUCGAGAUGAUGGACCCGAAGAUGGAUGCUGGCAUGAUGUGCAACUUCGGCAACAAAAAAGUAAUGAACUUCGACCAGGCGCUGGCGGCCGGGAUCCUCAAGACGGCGGACCUGUCGACGAGUGAACACAUCGGCAUCAUGGACUCCACUCUGGCGUGCCUGGUCACCUGGCUCGAGGGCCACUCGCUGGCCCAGACGGUGUUCACCAACCUCUACCUCCACAAGCCCCACAUGAUCGACGACAAGGUAAUGAAGGCCUUCUCAAUAUGCAUCCUCAAAAUGGUGGACACGAUAAAGAACUUUGUCAACAAGGCGGCCGUCUUCGAAGAGGAAGACUUCCAGCCCGUGGUGUACGGCUACAAACUGGCCUGCGAUGUGACGGAGGUGCGGGCGGCGGGCAUGAUGAAGGAGGUCGAGGAAGAGCUGUCGCGUAAGGUCAAGUCGACGAGGGCCAAGCCUGGCGAAGACCUGGACGCCGCCCAGUUUGCCCAACACGAGGAGGCCCUGGCCGUGUAUACUCGGAUCAAGUUCUGUCGCCUGUUCCAGCAGGCGCUCAUCAUCUUCAGCAAGAAAAGCAGCGAUGGCGUCGAGGAGGUGGAGCGCCUGCUCCAGCAGUGCCUCGAGGUGCUCCCCGUUCUCCGCCGCACCAUCCCACUCGGUGUGCAGCCGGACCCCAAGGCCGAGGGCACCAACCGCGCCGACUACCCGACUGUCAUGGGCUUCGAGCCGCUGGUCAACCAGAGGCUCCUGCCACCCACCUUUCCCCGCUACACCAAGAUCAAGCCGCGCGCUGACACCAUGGACUACCUGGAGGCGCUGAUUGGACGGCUGCGUCACGUGUGCCGCAUCGUGGACUGCACCUCCUUCCACUCUGCCAUCGACUUUCUGGGCGAGUUCAGCAAGACCUGGCCGUGCGUCCUCUCAAGGUCGGUGGUGCAGCUGCUGUACCUGCCCUCGCCGGGCAGGGUGCUGGGCAGCCUGACCAUGGUGGAGGUGCUGAAGGACUCGGUGCGCUCCUUCAUCCGGCCGCCCGUGCUGGCCCAGCGUGGGGCCCUGUCCUCCCACCAGCAGGCUCGGGAGUUUGUGGACGCCUUCCUGGCCCACUGCGUGCGCCCCUUCACCUCCCUGGUGCACAUCUGCGGCCACAACCGGGCACGGCAGCGGGACAAGCUCACCCACCUGCUCGAGGAGCUGGCCGUGCUCCAGGACGAGGCCGACCGGCUUGACACCGUCCUGCACAGCAUCUCCGUCAAGCUCGAGGUCAUGCAGCACAUGGCCUGCUUCACAACCUGGGUGUUGCACCACGUGCUUAAGACCAUGAUCCAGUACCUGCUGUCGGGCUUUGAACUGGAGCUGUACUCGACGCACGAGUACGGCUACAUCUUCUGGUACCUGUACGAGUUCCUGUACGGCUGGAUGAUCUCGGCACUGUCGCGGGCGGACACCUUCCUCAUGGACCAGGAGGCCCGGGCGGAGCAGCAGGGCAAGGCCGGCCGGGGCGUCAAGAAGGGCAAGCGCAAGAAGAAGCCCUGCCCGCACAGCCGCGAGAUAUUUGUCAGCCAGGCCUACCAGAACCUCUGCGGGGGCUACUACAAGACCAUUGUGGGCUUCACCCUCGACGGAAAGCUCCGGCGGCCCUGCCCGGAAUUCGACAAGGAGCAGGUCCGCUACGAGCACCGGUUCGCCCCGUUCAACAGCAUCCUGACGCCCCCACCGGUGCAGUAUGCCCAGUACCGGGAGAUGACGGACCCGUACAAGUACCAGCCGCCCCCGACACCCGAGGACAUGUACUUGGCCGCCUGCAAGUGCUUCCAGAAUGCACGCAUGCUCCUUGACAACGUGCAGGACCUUAAUGAGGAGCUUACCAGCGUCAUGAAGGUGUCCAAGACAAACUUCAUUGUGGUCAAGCUCUUGCUCAGCGGCCACAAGAAGAACUCGUCCAGUCUGCCCGAGUUUGACUUCAGUCAGCACAAGAAUUUCCCCAUCAUACGCAUCUGAGACACACUUCAUCCGUGGUUCACGGAAGUUAGAAAAACUACCAGCCGUUUCUGCAGGGUGAAGGUGCCCGAAAAUUGUGGUUGGAGUGAGAGACCUCUUUGAAGGUAAACAUACAAUGGAUGUUUGGUGCACCAAAAUUUGUGAAGGAACUGCCAGGUGGUACGAAUUUUCUCUAAUGAAUUAUAUUGCUUAAUUUAGAUAGGAAGGCUUUGUGCAGCUUCAUAUACAAAUUAAAAUAGAUGCGUGCUGCUCAAUUAUAGAAUCCUUCAGACAUAGUUACGACCAGAGCGUUUGCCUGUCGAUGCCUUCGUGAACGAUUUGAAAACAAAGAACCUCCUCAUCAUCGUCUGUAAAUCAUUUUAUACGAUAGAAAAUAUUUAUAUGUUCACAAUGAAAUCGUGAGACUGCAGUACCGAGGGAAAAAUGAGGGAUGUACUCAUAUCACCGUCUCUUUUGUAGUACAUCAAUAUUGCUUUUAAUACAAAUGCGCAAGCUUACGUGUCUUACUUUCUCUUUUCAAUUUUCAUUGUUCGGUGCAGGCAGCUUAACUUCAAAUUAAAGUUCCUCCUAUUCUGAUGGUGCGAAAGGAGCCCAAUCUGACUCUUGGUCUCCCACUUCAAUCAUUGAAACACUGUUCAGAUGCCAAGCACUUUUUACUUUUCAUAGUAUGUACAAUAUAAGAAGUGCCAUAUGCGUGAACUACACUGAACUGCCAGCUACAAUCCAACAUUCUUGUGGUACAUAAUAAAGUUUAUGUUGCUAUCCAUA